Molecule: messenger RNA, 1878 nt
Organism: Pedinophyceae sp. YPF-701
Lineage: Eukaryota; Viridiplantae; Chlorophyta; Pedinophyceae
Source: the annotation of a GenBank genome assembly
AUGCGCUCGUUGUGGGCGCUGGUGGUGGUCCUAGUUCUGGCGUGGGGCGCCCUCGCCCAGGAUCAGGUGACGGAGCGGGCCCCCGAGCCGCCGAGCGUUGCAGAGGUGACGGGCGGCAAUGCGCCGGGCGUGCUGCUCACUGUGCCGGUCGGCCUGCCGAACGGCAGCGACGCGUCGCUCGAGCUGCGGGAAGGCGACACCCUGGACUCGGUCACCGACGGGUUCAUCGCCAAGCACGGCCUCAACGAGACGGUCAGGGAGGCGCUGUUCCAGGAAGUGAAAAAGCGGGCCCAGAAACACCGCCUCGUGCCGAUGCUCGCGGUUCCGCUGCUCCGCAACGAGAACGAGGAACCGUUCGUGACGGUCGAGAUCUACUCCGACGACAAUCUUCUGGAGAGGACGCGCAAGGUCUGCCAGGACGCCGGCCUGAACGAGACCGAGACGCGCGAGGCCGAGGACAUCGUCGUGCGCAAGGCUGCGGCCAACCGGCUCAUCCCCAUCCUGCGCAUCGACGUCGAGAUCGACGCCGACAAGACCGCCGUGUUCGAGGUCUACGCGAAGGACAACAUCGCCGAGCUCGCGGCGCGCUUCGCGCACGAGCACGGCCUGUCGGAGGAGACGACCCGGCAGCUCGAGGACGCGGCCGUGGUCAUGGCCAAGCGCAGGAAGCUGGCGCCGGUGCUCGUCAUCCCCGCGGGGAUCCAGCCCGCGGACUCGGAGGACCCGCACCGCAUCGACAUCGAGCUGUACGACGGCGACGACUUCGAGUACGUGGUGCAGAAGCACGCCGAGGCGCUGCAGUUGACCGAGGAGGCGACCGAGCGGCUGAAGGACGCCGUGGAGGAGGCGGCGCGGGAGGAGGGUCUGUUGCCGGUGCUGUCGAUCCCGGUGGAGGCGAACGGCAUGCCUCUGGCGCUGCACGUCAUGCGCGGCGACACGCCCCUGGAGUCGGUGGACCGUUUUCUGACGGAGAUCGGCGUGGACCGCUCGACGCUGUCGAUCGAGGACAAGCAGCCGCUCGCGGACCAGGUGCGGGAGGCGGCGGUGCGCGAGCGGCUGUGGCCCGCGCUGUCGCUGGAGGUGGACGUGGAGACGCCCGACGCGGGGGAGCCGACGCGCAAGAUCCUGAGGAUGUUCCACGGGGACGACGUCGAGGCCGUCGUGGGGGAGUUUGCGGCGCAGCACGCGCUCACGGAGGAGGGCCGCAGGCAGCUGCUGGCCGAGGUCCGGGAACGGGGCAAGGCGCGCGGCAUCGAGCCCGUGAUGAAGCUCCCCGUGCAGCUCCCGGACGGCAACCGCGUGGACUUCAAGCUGUUCCACGGCGAGAACGUCACGGACGCGGUGCUGCGGUUCUCGGAGGGCCACGGCGUGGGCAAGUACUCGGCGCAGCUGGGCGAGCGGGUCAUGGCGCAGGCGCGCAACAAGCGGCUCCUCCCGGACCUCAACAUGCAGAUCCGCAUCGGGAACCGCGAGAAGCCGCUGCGGAUCUUCCACGGCGACGACGUCAACGCGGUGAUCGACGACUUCCUCGUCCAGCACAGCCUCGCCGGCGAGCAGGCGGAGGCUGUCCGCGACGGCGUCCUGCGGCACGCCAGGGCGCAGGGAAUCAUCCCGAGCCUCACCAUCGAGUUCAUGGCGCGGCGGCACGGCGCCCCGGACCCCGCGCGCGUGCAGUUCGAGCUGUUCGAGGGCGAGGCGGUCCGCGAGGCCGCGGAGCGCAUGAUCCAGGAGAACGGCCUGGACGUUCACAUCGACGAAGUCCUCAAGCUCGUGCACCAGGAGAAGCGCAAGAAGGAGGCGGGCCCGGACGGGGCGCGCAACGCAGACAGCCAGGCGGCCCCGCGAGACGCGGACGCCGCGGUCCGCGAGGAGCUCUGA